Molecule: messenger RNA, 1284 nt
Organism: Sapajus apella (tufted capuchin)
Lineage: Eukaryota; Metazoa; Chordata; Mammalia; Primates; Cebidae
Gene: PHOSPHO2
Product: phosphatase, orphan 2
Exons: 4
Coding region: 478-1203 (241 amino acids)
Molecular function (GO): phosphatase activity
Source: RefSeq, a predicted model, not a curated record
CGCCUGCGCCCAAGAGCCGGGCUUGUGAGUGGGGCGGCCUAGCGGGCAGGCGUGGGGCAAGGCCAAAGGACUGAACCCGCAGGAGCGUCACGGGCGCCGGGGCGGCUGCAGACGGCGGGCCUGGAUAAUUACUAACAAGUUGGCUCUGACAUGUACACGUUAUGCGCCAAAUUGGAGUCUCUCAAAAUGAAAGAACAAAACGAUUUUAACAACGAAAGUUCUAACACAUAGUCGUGUUAUUUUUCUUCAGGUUUUCGAUCAGAUGUUCCACAUAAUAAUGCUGGAGUUAAGAAGUUUCCAUUCUUUUGCUGAAAACCAGAAGACUCUGUUUCCUGUAUAUAGAAUGGGAGUAAUGUUUGAAAACAACUGGCUGGUGUUUAAAAUUGAAGAUUGUUGUGACUGUUUGUCCUAAUUCCAAUGCUGAAGUAAGAUUGUCUUGGAAAUACUAAUUUGGGGUAAUCCAAAUCUUCUGGAACCAUGAAAAUUUUGCUGGUUUUUGACUUUGACAAUACAAUCAUAGAUGACAAUAGUGACACCUGGAUUGUACGAUGUGCUCCAAACAAAAAGCUUCCUACUGAACUAAGUGAUUCUUAUCAAAAAGGAUUUUGGACAGAAUUUAUGGGCAGAGUCUUUAAGUAUUUGGGAGAUAAAGGUGUAAGAGAACAUGAAAUGAAAAGAGCAGUGAUAUCAAUGCCUUUCACUCCAGGGAUGGUGGAACUCUUCAACUUUAUAAGAAGGAAUAAGGAUAAAUUUGAUUGCAUCAUUAUUUCAGAUUCAAAUUCGGUCUUCAUAGAUUGGGUUUUAGAAGCUGCCGGUUUUCAUGACGUGUUUGAUAAAGUGUUUACAAAUCCAGCAGCUUUUAAUAGCAAUGGUCAUCUCACUGUGGAAAAUUAUCAUACUCAUUCUUGCAAUCGAUGCCCUAAGAAUCUUUGCAAAAAGGCAGUUUUGAUAGAAUUUUUAGAUAAACAGCUACAACAGGGAGUGAAUUAUACACAAAUUGUUUAUAUUGGUGAUGGUGGAAAUGAUGUCUGUCCAGUCACUUUUUUAAAGAACGAUGAUGUUGCCAUGCCACGGAAAGAAUAUACCUUGCAGAAAACUCUUUCCAGAAUGUCUAAAAAUCUUGAGCCUAUGGAAUAUUCUGUUGUAGUUUGGUCCUCAGGUGUUGAUAUAAUUUCUCAUUUACAAUUUCUAAUAAAGGAAUAAUAUGCCAGCAAUUGAAAAGUGUAUCAUCACUUAAGAUUAGGUUCAGCAGCAUAAAACUAAAAUCCUAAAUGCUAGAGGCUU